AUGAUAAACAGCUACACACACACAUCUAUCUAUCUAUCUAUCUCUGUUCAUAGUUACCUAUCUUUCUCAGCCUGUUUCUUUCUAUCUAUCUAUCUAUCUAUCUAUGUUCAUAGUUACCUAUCUUUCUCAGUCUGUUUCUAUCUAUCUAUCUAUCUAUCUAUCUAUCUAUCUAUCUAUCUAUCUAUGUUCAUAGUUACCUAUCUUUCUCAGUCUGUUUCUAUCUAUCUAUCUAUCUAUCUAUGUUCAUAUUUGUAUCUAUCUAUCUAUCUAUCUAUCUAUCUAUCUAUCUAUCUAUCUAUCUAUCUAUCUCUGUUCAUAGUUACCUAUCUUUCUCAGUUUCUAUCUAUCUAUCUAUCUAUCUAUCUAUCUAUCUAUCUAUUUUGUAUCUAUCUAUCUAUCUAUCUAUCUAUCUAUCUAUCUAUGUUCAUAGUUACCUAUCUUUCUCAGUCUGUUUCUAUCUAUCUAUCUAUCUAUCUAUCUAUGUUCAUAGUUACCUAUCUUUCUCAGCCUGUUUCUAUCUAUCUAUCUAUCUAUCUAUCUAUCUAUCUAUCUAUCUCUGAGCUGCCAAGAUCUCUCUCUAACCUUGAUAUAGUUCAAAAGCGUCUCCAUGCUCUCAGGCGUGACGAAUUCUUCUACACCCGUCAACCUGUCUCCCACAAGCACGCGUGUGGCAAGCCUCUCGCUACUCGACCACUACUUUCCACGGAAAGUAGUCGGGUGAACUACAUUCCCUGGCCCCGCCAAGGCAAACCUUCAUGA
Acanthosepion pharaonis is the source of this 759-nucleotide messenger RNA. The record is from the annotation of a GenBank genome assembly. Lineage: Eukaryota; Metazoa; Mollusca; Cephalopoda; Sepiida; Sepiidae.